Messenger RNA from Tetrahymena thermophila SB210, 327 nucleotides. Its product is annotated as transmembrane protein, putative. Lineage: Eukaryota; Ciliophora; Oligohymenophorea; Hymenostomatida; Tetrahymenidae. The record is from RefSeq and is a predicted model, not a curated record. The transcript has a single exon.
AUGCUAAAAGACUGCCCUACCUUCGCCACGUCCGGAAAAGCCCUGCUAUACUAACGCAUGCUGACCUUUGUAACCCUGUUAGCAUUAGGCAACGUUAAAAGAACACCUUUAAUCCUAACUCCCGUGGAAAAAGAUGUCUCUUUCUAACAAGUCUAUUUGCUAAUUACCAGUCCACCACAUGUUUUAGGAGAGGAUGGUACUAUGUCACUAUUAUACAAAUUGUGGAAAAAAAACUCGCGAGGCAAAUGGAAAAAGUUGAGUUAAACUCCUUUGACCUAAAAUCUUUCUAUCCCAAAUAUAAAUUAAAAGAAGAAGAAAAUCAUAUGA